UGAGAUGCCGCCAAGAGAUCCCUAGGUCUAGUGAAUAGCAAAACGGUACCAGCGUCUUCCAAGUUUGGCCCCUCGUAGGGCGAGCUCCACCCCCAAGUCUUUGCGACCCCGCAGUUGGCCCCAUGGGCUCGCUAGACAAGAGCACAAGCGAGGGUCGCGACCGUCCCGGAGGUCUACAGGGAUGAAUGCCCGCCUUUCUCAUGUAGCCAGCAAGCCCGAGCAUUUGUCGCCCUGAUGUGUGCUGGUCUGCCCACGCGUUUUAGCUUGAGAGUGCGUUGGCGUGCGUAGCGGGAGAGGCAGCAUGUUGUUGCCCAGCAGCACCAUAGUCGACUUGUAGCCAACAGCCGGUAUAAAGCCUGGACCCCAGAAACGCUCGUCUCCCCAUCUCUCAACCACCCGCCACCACCCAAGCGCAAUGCAAGGCGACGAGAAGCACUUUGAGCAGACCUGGGAUGAGUCGCCCAAGAGCCACGGUGGUGCCGUGAACGGCCGUCGUGGCUCCGUCAUGGUCGGCAACAUGGUCAUCGAGAAUCCCCUCCAGCGCUACCAGCCCGACGAGGUGGCCAACAUGGGUCGCGCCUUUGCGACGGAUCAUGGCCUCGCUGGCAAGGAGGACCUGUUCACCAAGGCCGCACUCGUGGCGCGUGAUCCUGAUGGGUUCUCGUCGCUUUCCUGCCUUUCUCCUCAGGAGCAAGACGAUCUCGCGUUCGAGCGCGACCACAAGUGGAGCUGCACCAGGACACUCGUCUUCACCAUGUUCGUUUGCGCCCUCGGCGCUGCCGUCCAGGGCUGGGACCAGACCGGCUCCAACGGCGCCAACCUCUCGUUCCCCGUAGAGUUUGGGCUUACCCCACCCCCUGCCGCUGUGCAGGCCCGCGGCCUUGAGCCCCGCGCGGGUCCCAGCGGAGGCAGCGGCCAACUUUGGGGUGACUGGAUUGUUGGCAUCAUCAACGCAGCGCCGUACCUGGCUGCUGCUAUUCCGGGUGUAUGGCUCUCGGACCCCCUUAACCACCUGUUCGGCCGUCGCGGCGAGAUCUUCAUCACUGCGAUCAUUCUCGUUGCGACUCCUAUUGCAUCCGGCUUCUCCAAGAACUGGCAACAGCUGUUCAUCAUCCGCCUUAUCAUGGGCGUGGGUAUGGGAGCCAAGGCGGCCACCGUCGCAGUUUUCUCCGCCGAGCUGGCACCCACCCGCAUCCGCGGUGCCCUUACCAUGGGCUGGCAGCUUUAUGUUUGCUUGGGCAUCUUCCUCGGCUUCGCUGCCAACUGCGUCGUCAUGAACACUGGCAAGAUCGCUUGGCGUCUCCAGCUUGGGUCGGCCUUUAUUCCGGCUCUCCCCCUUGCUAUCUUCAUCUAUAUGUGCCCCGAGUCUCCUCGUUGGUACAUGAAGAAGGGGCGCUACGUCGACGCCCUCAAGUCCUACAACCGUCUCCGCAAGUCGGAGAUUGUCGCCGCUCGUGACCUCUACUACUCGCAUGUUCUCUACGUUGAGGAGCUCUCCGAGGCCCGUGGUGCGGGCUAUUUCUCCCGCCUUCGCGACUGCUUUGUCGUUCCUCGCAUCCGCCGCGCUACGCUGGGAGCGGGCGUGGUCAUGCUUUCGCAGCAGCUCUGCGGCAUCAACAUCAUUGCGUUCUACUCAUCGACUGUAUUCAAGGAGAGUGGCUUCACCGACCGCCAGGCGCUCUUUGCUUCCCUCGGUUUUGGUGCGCUCAACUUUGUGUUUGCGCUUCCGGCGCUGUUCACGAUCGACACGUUUGGCCGCCGCGCGCUGCUCCUAGCCACAUUCCCAGGUAUGAUCGUCACUCUUCUGGGCACCGGGCUAUCGUUCUUGAUCCCAUUUGAGCCGGGAUCCGGAUCCAAAGCGCGCCUCGGCGUCGUCGCGACCUUCGUGUACGUCUUCACCAUGUUCUACUCGGUGGGCGAGGGACCCGUGUGUUUCCUCUAUGGUGCAGAGGUCUUCCCAACGGUCCAGCGCGAGCAAGGUAUGGCGUUUGCUGUCUUUAUCAACAUGCUGUUCGCGUCCGUCCUGGGCAUCACGUUCCCAGCCAUGAAGACCGCAAUGACCCCUCUCGGCGCAUUCUGCUUCUACGCCGGCUUGUCGACUACAGCGCUCAUUCUGAUCUUCCUUUUCGUGCCCGAGACCAAGGGUAUCAGUUUGGAAGAACUCGACGACGUGUUCAGCGUUCCGACGUCCCAGUUCAUCUCUUACCAGACCAAGCAGUGGCUGCCGUACUUCUUCAAGCGUUACCUUUUCUGCAACAGCCGCGCUAUGCCGCCGCCGCCUAUUCAGGCCAAGUACCGCGACCACGACAUUGUCCAACACGAGCGCAGGCAGUCGCUCGCCCACGCCAAGGACAUUAAGGCGUAAAACGAGAGGAGUGGAUGUGGAUUUGCGCCCGUGCGGAUUAGGUGUCUAUUUGACAAGCUGAAUAGCGUAUAUGAACUGAGUAAGAAGUCA
This is a messenger RNA of Cutaneotrichosporon oleaginosum, 2455 nucleotides long. RefSeq lists its product as uncharacterized. Lineage: Eukaryota; Fungi; Basidiomycota; Tremellomycetes; Trichosporonales; Trichosporonaceae. Gene Ontology annotation, cellular component: membrane. Gene Ontology annotation, biological process: transmembrane transport. The record is from RefSeq and is a predicted model, not a curated record. Gene Ontology annotation, molecular function: transmembrane transporter activity.